AUGAGCACAGGAGUCAAGAUGUGGGGCGUAACGCCGCCCAUCUCGAUGAAUGGGCCUACGGAAAAGGACUUGGAAGUCACAAACGCGCUAGAGGCGGAGCUUCGUGCCAACAAUGUGUUCGAGUCACCCGAAGAGGCCAAGCUGCGAGAAGUUGUUCUUGGACGAGUCGACGCUUUGGUGAAAGAGUUUGUGUACCGAGCAUCGAUCAAGCACGGGCUUUCAGAAAGUGCGGCACGCGCAUCUGGUGGUAAAAUCUUCACGUUUGGUUCGUAUCGACUGGGUGUGCAUGGUCCAGGCUCGGAUAUCGACACACUAUGUGUCGCGCCAAAACAUGUGCAGCGCGAAGAUUUCUUUGAGAUUUUUGAAGCUCUUUUACAAGCACGCGAUGACGUGACGGAGGUGACAUCUGUUCCAGAGGCGUACGUACCGCUGAUCAAAACCAAGUUUAUGGGCAUUUCUAUCGACUUCUUGUUUUCUCGCAUUGCUCUACCGCGCAUUGACGACUCACUCGAGCUGCGUGAUGACAACUUGUUGAAGAAUCUGGACGAGCGCGACGUUCGCAGUCUGGGUGGCUCACGUGUGACCGAUGAGAUCUUGCACUUGGUACCGAAUGUGUAUGUAUUCCGACUCGCACUACGAUGUAUCAAGCUAUGGGCCAGUCGUCGAGCGAUCUACUCAAACGUACUUGGAUUCCUCGGUGGUGUCGCUUGGGCUAUGCUUGUGGCGCGGAUAUGCCAGCUGUACCCGAACGAAGUGGCCGGAGCCAUCGUGAGUCGCUUCUUCAUCAUUCUGUUGCAGUGGAAAUGGCCACAGCCAGUGCUUCUAAAACAGAUUGAAGAUGGUCCAUUGCCGAUUCGCGUGUGGAAUCCAAGGCUAUAUCCGACCGACCGUUUGCAUCGUAUGCCCAUCAUCACGCCUGCAUAUCCCUCGAUGUGUGCCACACACAACGUGACGCAGUCAACCCAAAUGGUUAUGACCGAAGAGUUCCGGCGCGGAAGCGAGGUUGUGGAUCGUAUCUUCCGUGGAAAGACAUCUUGGAAUGAACUGUUCGAGAAGAACGAUUUCUUCCACAAGUACAAGUAUUACCUCCAAGUGAUUGCAUCGUCAGGAUCAGCAGACCUACAGCUCAAAUGGCAAGGCACGGUCGAGUCGCGACUUCGGCAGUUGAUCAUGAAGCUCGAACUUGUGCCGGCACUGCUUUGUGCACACCCAUUUGUGAAGGGAUUCAACCAUGAGUGUGUGUGUUACACAGAUGAAGAAGUCCGUCAGGUGGCUACCGGUGACGUACCUGCCGAUGUUGCCUCUCGCGCCAAAAUGCAGGAUCUCCCAGAAGGUGAAGCUGCAAAAGAGAAGGAUGAAUCUGUUCAAGUUCAUGAUGCCACUGAAAACGGUCGUCGCACCGUGUAUACGACAACCUUCUAUAUUGGCCUUAAAGUCGAGCCCAGGCAGCCACAUGAUCCCUCUGUCCGCCGCUUCGAUAUUUCAUACCCAACACUUGACUUUACACAGCGCGUCAAGCAAUGGGAUCAGUACGAUGAAUCUGCCAUGGGCAUUGUCGUGCGCUACGUUAAAGGAGUCGAAUAA
This is a messenger RNA of Malassezia globosa CBS 7966, 1584 nucleotides long. RefSeq lists its product as uncharacterized. The transcript is spliced from 3 exons. Gene Ontology annotation, molecular function: RNA binding; poly(A) RNA polymerase activity. The record is from RefSeq and is a predicted model, not a curated record. Gene Ontology annotation, cellular component: nucleus. NCBI's taxonomy places the organism in Eukaryota, Fungi, Basidiomycota, Malasseziomycetes, Malasseziales, Malasseziaceae. Bases 1 to 1584 code for a protein of 527 amino acids.